GACGAAAAUGAUAUUUCGAGGCGCCCCGAACCCUAGCGAAGACAGUUUGCACGGGCGUGUACCUUACGAUCACGAUCAAGUCCAUUCAUUCAUUAGGCGACGGCGAUGUCGUUCCAACAUACAGAACUUGUGCUAUAACGCCGCGAAUGUACUGUAUCCUCGUAGAUCAGGAGUCAGAUUAUGAUUGCUUUCUGGUUAGAUGUAGUGUGACGCUGGGGUUGGAAUCGUCUAGUUUGGAGCCGAUGUCAUCGACACCAAGAAAGCCCCUGGAUGGUUGUUGGAACAAGAAGAUCAUCAUCAUCAUGGCCUUUGCCUUUGCCAUACAAUAUGCCAACGUCUGGCUAGAUGUCCAAGAUUACAAAUUAGUCCAUCGCUUGGUGAGAUCAUUUUACUUGUGUGGCGGUGCUCGAAGUCGUCAUUCCCCCCCUCUACAUGCCGUUUCCUGGCCAGAUGGACUCAAUUACGCAGAAGCCACUGGACUUUUUCGAAUUUCGGGGCGUCUGUGAACCACGAACGCCGUUGUAUUAGAUGACGUCAGGGGUCAGAAUUUCCAGCCCCUCCAGCUCGAAUACGAUGA
Dissoconium aciculare CBS 342.82 is the source of this 577-nucleotide messenger RNA. RefSeq lists its product as uncharacterized. The record is from RefSeq and is a predicted model, not a curated record. The coding region runs from base 147 to 506 and encodes 119 amino acids. Lineage: Eukaryota; Fungi; Ascomycota; Dothideomycetes; Mycosphaerellales; Dissoconiaceae. The transcript has a single exon.